UGCGUCACGGGGGUCUUUUUACUUUGCAGCGUCGCGGUUUGUUUGGGAAAUUAAGCUAGUUAGCUAACGGCUCCACUGGAUGUGCACACACAGCAGCCAAACCAGGAGUUUAUUCGAAUCUAAACUCAGUUUGGUAGUGUCUUCACGAAUAGGUGGUAAACAAAGGACAAAGCGUGCACCCGGUUUCCCUCCCCGGGGAGAUUAACGUUAGCCGAACGCUAACGUUAGGCUAGUUAGCUCUGUUAUCCUCCUGGUAACAGGGAUUAGCUAACGUUAGCCGGCUAGCUGGCUAACAGUGCAUCCAUAAAAACAAUAACAGCAGCAGCAGCGGCGGCGGGGCUCCGGUGUGCUGUCAGCCAGGUGCAGCCUGCCUCUGUACCCCUGCGCUUCCUCCCGGCGGAUAGAGACAGUGUGAAACAUGGCGGAGUCAGGUACCAUGAUUGAGGUCACUGUCAAGACUCUGGACUCCCAGAGCAGGAGCUACACAGUCAGAGGCGAGCUGACAGUGAAGGAGUUCAAGGAGCAUAUAGCAUCAUCUGUGGAGAUUCCAGUAGACAAGCAGAGGCUGAUCUACCAGGGCAGAGUGCUGCAGGAUGACAGAACGCUGACAGAGUACAAUGUAGAUGGCAAAGUGAUCCACCUGGUGGAGCGAGCGCCCCCUCAGACCACCAUGUCCGGCUCAGGUGGGGGAGGAGUGUCCAGCGGGGGGGCAGAGGGGGGACCCAGCACCAGCCACACAUCCACUGCCUCUCAGGGAGUUCCGCACGACCGUAACGGGAACAGCUAUGUGAUGCUGGGGACCUUCAACCUCCCUGUCAACAUCAUGGACCCUCAGCAGAUACAGAUGUCAGUUCAGCAGAUGAUGGCUGGAGUUGGUGAAGCAGGAAGGAAUGCCAGGGUCAGCACCAGCACCGGGAGCAAUGGCUCAGUAGAUGUGCAAAUCAACAUGGACCAAUCCCUGCAGAGCGAGCCCAGGAUGAGGCUGCAGUUGGCUGAGAACUUGCUGAGAGAUACACGGUCUUUAAUUCAUAGACUGGAGGGUCCGUCAGGUGGCAGCACGUCUCAGUUGGAGCCAGAGGCCUCUCAGUCCCCUCCCCCAUCUCCGCCAUCUUCCUCCUCUGGUCCAGCCGCUGCAGGAGCUGCAGCAUCCCAGCCCAUGGACACCAGCCCUUCUCCUGCUCCUUCAUCUUCCACCUCCUCAACCCAAACUGAAGGACCACCCCACUCCGGCCCAAAUCACCCAAGUCCGGCGGAGUUUGUGGAGGUUCUCUCGGAGGUGAGGCGGGUGGAGGAGCGUUUGCGGCCCUUCAUAGAGAGAACCCAUUCCAUCCUGGGUGCAGCCACCUCAGCAGACUACAACAACAACACCCAGGAAAGGGAAGAAGACCAGCGGAUUCUUAACCUGGUUGGAGAUGCUCUGCGUCUCCUUGGGAACACUUUAGUUGUCCUUGGCGACCUGCGCUGUAACCUGGCAACCUCUCCUCCCCGUCACCUGUACGUGGUUCGCCCCAUGGCCCACUACAACCCCCCCGUCUUACUGCAGGCUGGUCUGCCACACAUGCCCAUUCCUAUAAACCUUGGGACCACCGUGACCAUGACGUCUAAUGGGAGGCCAGCAGCUGAAGGGCAGGCCCAGCCCUCUCAGGCUACUGGCCAGUCAGAUCAGCAGGGCCAGGGCAGGGCCCCACCUCUCCAGCCAAAUGGAACCAAUCAGCAGCAAGGACAGGGAGGGCCACGAGUUAUCAGAAUCACCCACCAAACCAUGGAGCCUGUGGUCAUGAUGCAGAUGAACAUUGAUGGUGAAUCAGCUGGUGGGUCUCAGUCCCCAGGAGAGCCAAAUGCUGCAGGUCCUGGACAGCCUGGAGCCACACCUGUCCACAUCCCAGGGCUUCCUCCUGAGUUCAUGCAGGCCAUUGUUCACCAGAUCUCCCACCAAGCCGCUGCCAUGGCUGCUGCAGCCUCGGCCGGACACUCAGGCCAAAUGCCAGCUGGCCCUGACUCCACAGCCAGCACGGAGGGAGCUGCCCCAUCACAGCCCCCUCACCCUGCUCAGGCUCGGGUGGUCAUCACCAGACCUUCUUUCUCUCCCCGCAUCCCGCAGCCUGUAGGCGCCAGGGGAACCACCAUCAACCUCAGGGCAACAGUACCUCCCACAGCAGGGCAGCAGCCAGGACAGGGCACACCACUGGCAUCCUCCCCUUUCACCCAGAUGAUCAGUGGUCUGGUAGGACAGCUCCUAAUGCCAGGGCAGCCAGGUGAUCCAACAUCCACCUCCUCUUCAACUCAUUCCCACUCCUUCUCCUUCUCGUCCUCUUCAUCUGACUCAUCCUUUUCCACCACCACUCCUCCUCCUUCCUCUGCCAACACCUCGGGUCAGACAUCCACCCACACCACCAGCACUACCUCCAUGGGCCAGCCAGCAGAGGGCGGCCCUGAGGGAAACCUGGCCCAGCUCCUGGGCUCUCUCCUGGGAGGAGGAGCUGGUCUGGGAGGUCCUGGCUCAGGAGCAGCACCCUCCAUCACUGUGACCGUGCCUGGGCUGCCUGGCUUCUUCCAGAGCAUGCCAGAGUUCACGCCGCAACCUCCCAGCACCCUCGGCACUCCAGUCCCCCCUCAGACCACCGGCCCUCCACCCUCUCAGGCCGGCGGCGGCGGAGGAGACUCUCUGAGCCCAGAGCUGUUCACAGGCAUCGUCCAGGGGGUGCUGUCCACCAUGAUGGGCUCUCUGGGGGCACAGCAGGGCACUGGAGAGAGCAUCGCCCAGUUCAUCCAGAGGCUGUCCCAGACCAGCAAUCUGUUUACUCCAGGCUCUGGGGAUGCUGUCGGUUUCUUUGGUGACCUGCUGUCCCUGGUGUGUCAGAGCUUCUCCAUGGUGGACAUGGUGUUGUUACUCCAUGGAAACGCCCAGCCGUUGAGCCGCAUCCAGCCCCAGCUCACCGACUUCUUCACCGAGCACUACCUCCAGGGCCGCGAGCCCACUGACGUUAACAUCGCAAAAGCAGCUGAGGACCUGAUCAACGGUCUGGAGGAGUACAUCGCCGAGAGCUUUGCCACCGUGACCGUGCGGGAGGGAGUGGACAUCAUUCAGACGAACAUGUCUUUCCUCAGACAACAGUUCACGCGGAUGGCCACACACAUCCUGCGCUGCACCGACCAUACCUUUGGCCCCCGUCUGCUGUUGCUGUGCACCCAGGGCCUGUUUGAGUGUCUGGCCCUCAACCUCUACUGCCUCGGGGGGGAACAAAGAGCUCUGACAACCGUCAUCAACCACCGGAUUAGGAGGAUGUCUGCCGAAGUCAAUCCCAGUCUGGUGAACUGGUUGACCAGCAUGAUGUCCAUGAGGCUCCACGUCAUACUGGAACACAACCCAGUUACCGAAGACCAGAUCCGUCAUUAUGUCAUCUACACACAGAGGGAGUCCAGUCACCGGGCAGAGGCCGAGGCUGAACCGCAGUCGGAAAAUCAGAAUGUGGAGAUGGAGGAGAGCCUGUCCCCGGCUGUAGCCACUACAGCGGAGGAGGCCAUGGCGUCGUCCGGAGACAGCAGUGAGAUGGGAGCGCCACCCGCAGACACCACGCCCGCCCGCAGGGUGUCAUCAGGGGAGAGCCAGGGCCCCGGGGCCCCGACUGGACAGGAGGAGACGGCGCUGGAGGUGGAGCCUUGGGCAGCCGCUGUACCGCCUGAAUGGGUGCCCAUCAUCAGACAUGACAUGCUGUCUCAGAGGAAGCUGAAGGCCCAGCCACCUCUGUCUGACGCCUACCUGCAUGGGAUGCCUGCCAAGAGGAGGAAGACCACCCAGUGUGAAGGACCCCACCUCUCCCUGUCGGACGCAGUGAGCCGCGCCGCUCGUGCUGCUGGAGUCCGGCCUGUCACCACUCCAAACAGCCUGCAGGGGGAGCUAGAGAGGCCAGAAUUGCAGGACGCAUACACAGAACAGGUGAAGAGUGACAUCAAGGAGAGAGUGAGAGACGAUCCGGAUUACAACUCCCAGCGUUUCCCCAACACGCAGCGAGCUUUCUCCAUAGAGGACUCCUAAUCCUCUGAUCUGCAUCCUCCUGCACUGUCAGUCCGCGCCUCCUCGUUCCCCUGGUCUCUGAUGCCCCUCCAAAACCACCAUGGAGUCAUGAGCUACAUAUUGAAAUAUUUAUCACUAAAAUGAAGAGCGGGACUGUCACCAGCAGGCUCCAGUCUCUCAGUACCAUAGCUUAACUCUGUCUUAUGUUGCUUAUCCAGUUGUAUAUGUAUAUGGCUAAGUUGUAAAUUGGGGCAAAUUGUACAUUGUAAUAGUGAUGUAAUUGUUACAGACCUUUGUUAGAAUCAAUCAAGGAACUAGUGUUUUUUUUAGCUUGUAACUUUAGAAGUCAUGAUUUCAUAAUGACCAUAAUUGUUCCAUGUUUGUAUUUUAGGAGAUUGUUUGUCAGUCAUUUUACGUCUCUUUUAACCGAAUACAUACAGGAUGUCGUCUGUUAACCAUAAAUUAAGUUGCAAGACCAUCAUUUCCUGUAAUCAAGGCCAUGGUAAUGAUAGAACCAUCUGCUGUUUCGUCAGCAAGCACAACUUGCAGUUUCCAAAAACAUGAAUGUUUAGUCUGAGCUCUGAAAUAAAAUAAACGAUCAAAUGUCAAAAACUUU
This is a messenger RNA of Myripristis murdjan (pinecone soldierfish), 4631 nucleotides long. It is a transcript of the gene bag6l, whose product is annotated as BCL2 associated athanogene 6, like. Bases 419 to 4036 code for a protein of 1205 amino acids. Gene Ontology annotation, molecular function: polyubiquitin modification-dependent protein binding; misfolded protein binding. The record is from RefSeq and is a predicted model, not a curated record. Gene Ontology annotation, biological process: ERAD pathway. The transcript is spliced from 25 exons. Lineage: Eukaryota; Metazoa; Chordata; Actinopteri; Holocentriformes; Holocentridae. Gene Ontology annotation, cellular component: BAT3 complex.